UGCAGCCCCUCUCAGGCCGCGGAGGGGAGCAUUCACACCCCGCUGUCUGCGUUUAGCGGACGGGGCUCUCGGUGAACCGGAGGGAGAUGGUCGGCACCCCGUGCGCCCGGCGGCUGGCGCGCCGCUCCCGCUCCGCGCUGCUGCUGGCCGCCGCGGCGCUGCUGCUCAUCCAGACCCUGGUGGUGUGGAACUUCAGCAGCCUGGACUCCGCCGGCGGGGACGCGGGCGCCAGGAGCCGGGAGAAGCGGGACGAGCGGAGCGGGGGGCUCAACAAAGCCGCCACGGAACGCCGGUGGAGGGGGCCGGAGCGGAGGGACGAGCCGCCGCGGGAAGCCGCCGCGCUGCACGGGAAGGCGGCCGCUCGACUCAAACUGCAGCCGGAUGUCCACCAUCCCCACCGUCUCCGUCCCGACAGCAACAACAACGAGAACUCGGUUCCCAAAGACUUUGACAACAUCGACAGCAACAGCAACCUGGGAGCGCGGUCGCAGCGUCAGCGUCUCGCCGCUGCAAACAGCAAGCGAAAGCUGGAAAAGAACCAAGGCAUGCUGGGAAAUGAAGUCAUAAAGCAUGCUCCGGUCCUUUCCAAAGCUCCCAACCAGACCCACAUGCUGACCGUCCCGGCACCGGCUCAGGGCUCCAAUCAGGACGCCCCCUUCUUCCAGACGAAGCGGCCCGGGUCGCCCCCGCUGCCGCCGGGUCCGGAGCCCAACAGGGAGCGGCCGCAGUGCGAGGUCAGCGGGAAGGAGGCCAUUUCCGCUCUGUCCAGAGCCAAGAGCCGGGAGUGCCGGCAGCGCAUCGUCGAGGUUUACUGCAAGCACAAGGAGCGGGCGCUGAUACCGGAGAAAAUCCCGCGCUACUGUCCGAUCCAAGGUAAGGCUAACGUAAACGUUCAGUGGGACGACGGCGCCGCCGGCUCGCCGCCGGUCCGCAUCGCCUUCGUCCUGGUCGUCCACGGCCGCGCAGCGCGACAGUUCCAACGACUAUUCAAAGCCGUUUACCACACAGCGCACUUCUACUACAUCCAUGUGGACCAGAGGUCCGAUUACCUCCACCAAGAGGUUCUGUCUCUGGCGGGCCGGUUCCCCAACGUCAGAGUGACUCCCUGGAGGAUGGCGACCAUUUGGGGCGGAGCCAGCCUCCUGACCAUGUACCUGCGCAGCAUGGACGACCUCCUCAAAAUGGCCGACUGGUCCUGGGACUUCUUCAUCAACCUGAGCGCCGCCGACUACCCCAUCAGGACCAACGACCAGCUGGUGGCGUUUCUCUCCAAACACCGCAACAUGAACUUCAUCAAGUCUCACGGCAGAGACAACGCUCGUUUCAUCCGUAAACAGGGCCUGGACCGGGUUUUCUACGAGUGCGACACCCACAUGUGGCGCCUGGGCGACCGUAAGAUCCCGGAGGGCGUGUCGGUGGACGGAGGCUCUGAUUGGUUCCUGCUCAGCCGGCCGUUUGUGGAUUACGUGGUGAACUCGCAGGACGAUCUGGUCAGGAAUAUGAAGCGGUUCUACGGCUUCACGCUGCUGCCGGCCGAGUCGUUUUUCCACACCGUCCUGGAGAACAGCGUCCACUGUGAGACGAUGGUGGACAACAACCUGAGGCUCACCAACUGGAACCGCAAACUGGGAUGCAAGUGCCAGUACAAGCACAUAGUGGACUGGUGCGGCUGCUCCCCGAACGACUUCAAGCCCUCAGACCUGCCGCGCCUGCAGCAGGCCUCCAGGCCCACGUUCUUCGCCCGGAAGUUCGAGGCCAGCGUCAGCCAGGAGAUCAUCAGCCAGCUGGACGCCUUCCUGUUCGGCGCGUAUCCGUCCGGCACGCCGGGCCUGCAGGCCUACUGGGAGAACGUCUUCCACCAGCAGACGGACGGCGUCUCCGGCCUGUCCGACGCCGCGCUCAGCCACCACCACGCCUUCGCCCGCAUGGGCCUGGCGCACGCCGCCGGGUCGCUGCAGGGACACCCCGCCGAUCACAGCUGCAGGUACGCCACCAUGAGCCACCCGACGUCGGUGCACGCCUACUUCCUGUCGGACCAGUUCCAGGGCUACCUGGUGCGCCACGCGGCCACAAACCGAGCCUCCACCCAGAUGGAGACGCUGGAGACCUGGGUGGCUCCCAGGGACCGCUUCACCCUGGCCGGCCAGCCCCACAGCAGCAACCGGCUGCAGCACAUCCAGGUCGGGUCGGACUGGGACCCGAAGGAGCGGCUCUUCAGGAACUGGGGCGGCCUGCUGGGGCCCGAAGACGAGCCGGUGGCGGUUCAGCGCUGGAGCCGCAGCCAGAGCAACCUGACCGCCACCGUGGUCUGGAUCGACCCCACCAACGUCAUCGCCGCCACCUACGACAUCCUGGUGGACGCGUCGGCCGAGGUGACCCACUACCGGCCGCCGCUGACGGCGCCGCUGCGGCCCGGCGUCUGGACGCUCAGAGUGCUUCACCACUGGAACCUGCUGGGCCAGACCAGCUUCAUCGUCGCUCCGCUCGAGUUCCACCGGCGGCAGCCCAUCCAGAAAGAGGACACGCUGCGGCUCCACGCCGGCCCGCCCAGGAACUCCUACAUGGAGCAGAGUUUCCACGGCCUGAACCCGGUGCUGCGGCUGCCGGUGAGCCUCCGCGCCGUGGAGGAGGCCGAGGCCAACUCCGGCCUGACGGGGGCGCCGCUGCGCCGCUGGCUGGACGGGCUCCUGGAGGGCCACUGGGCCGCCGCGGACGUCUGCUCGCUGGGCCCCAGCGCCUGCCCCGUCAUGCAGCGUUGCGCCCGGACCAGGUGGAGCUCCGCCAGCCCGGACCCCAAAUCCGAACUGAGCGCGCCCAGAGCGGACGGACGGAUCAGGUAGCAGCGGGACGGACGGAGGAAACAUUUAUUUAUUUGAAGGUGGCAGGAAUGGAGGAGGACCCGAACCCGGUCUGAUCCCAGUUCGGUUUGGGACAACACGGCUCAAUGAAUGUCAGAACCAGAACUUCAUACCUCUUGUUGUCAAUUUCACAAAAAUGAUUAUUUAUUAGUUGUUUAGUCUAAUUAUGACAUUAUUUAAUGUCUGAGCUGAGACCAAAAUCAGCUCCGGCUUUCCACAGGAUUCCUGGGAAUUUAUUUCUAGUAUUUUCCAGGAUAUAAGUAUGGAAAAAAACUGGGUUUUUGGGUGAAGAGCUCCCCCUGGUGGCGCCGACAUGUAAGUGGCCACACUGAAAACUUUUCUCCAAAUAAACUACAGACUAUAGCUGCAGACCAGAUACCGUAAAUAACUUCAUAAUUUCAUUUAAAAGUUCUGUGAGCCUUAAAAGAAAAACUUCACUGAAGUUCCUGAUGUGAGGGUUUUGCAGCUUUCAGAUAAUUAAAGUCUGACCUCAGUGCCAACAGUUAUUUUUUUAAACAUUUAGAGGAGAAAUUCCUCUUUUCCCCCUGAAAAAUCAUGUUUUACUCAGAAAAUAUUUCAUGACUGUUUUUUUAGAUUUUCUUAUUUGGAUCUGAGAUCAGAGUUGCUGCUUGUCGUUUAUGUGAAAACAACAAAAACAAAUUGUUCUAAUGUUUUUAGGCAGCUUUAAAUCCAAAGUGGGACUUAAAGAAAUUUUUUAAUUGAGUUAAUUGCAGGAUCUGUAAUUAAUUGUUCAAUAUUUUAGAGUUCAAAGGUCAAAUAUGUACUUUAGGGAAGUGGGAUCUGGGAAUAUCAACGUUUCCAUAGUUUAUUUUUUCCAUACUUAUCCUGAUCUGGAAAACACUGAGCUCCAGCUCCAUGUUUCCAUGUUCCAGUAGAAAUCCUGAUCUGGGCGUAAUAAACCGUAAAGCUCCUCAGCAGGAGGCCACCAGCCUUCCUGCUGGAGCGUUUCCUCAUUAUUUAAUAAAAUAAAGAACUGCUACCGUAACACACAACAAGCAAAGAAUGCUGCCAUGAUCGCCACCUGCUGGCCAGAUGCUAUUACUUCAUUAUAUGUUGGAAUUACAGGGAUAUUUCACGUGCAGAGGAAUCAGCUUAGAUAUUAAAACCGAUAUUUUUCACGGAUUAAAAAUCACGCCUCUGAUCUUUCCUGAUGGACAUUCUUCUAACUUGUUUAAAGUUUUCCUUCCUGGACUCCAGCUGCUCUGUUCUGUCAACGUCGGGUUUUUUGUGCCAUUUUAAAAUCCUUCAGACUUGAAGCCAUCCAAGAAGAAAUUCAUCUUCUUCUUUU
Molecule: messenger RNA, 4167 nt
Organism: Xiphophorus couchianus (Monterrey platyfish)
Lineage: Eukaryota; Metazoa; Chordata; Actinopteri; Cyprinodontiformes; Poeciliidae
Product: xylosyltransferase 1-like
Exons: 11
Coding region: 87-2840 (917 amino acids)
Biological process (GO): heparan sulfate proteoglycan biosynthetic process; chondroitin sulfate proteoglycan biosynthetic process
Cellular component (GO): membrane
Molecular function (GO): protein xylosyltransferase activity
Source: RefSeq, a predicted model, not a curated record